Messenger RNA from Echinops telfairi (small Madagascar hedgehog), 4717 nucleotides. It is a transcript of the gene TDRD1, whose product is annotated as tudor domain containing 1. Lineage: Eukaryota; Metazoa; Chordata; Mammalia; Afrosoricida; Tenrecidae. The transcript has 26 exons. The record is from RefSeq and is a predicted model, not a curated record. Bases 80 to 3595 code for a protein of 1171 amino acids.
GGCCCGGGCUGGCGCCACCACGUCUAGACUUCAGACGUCGCUUGGGGUCAGCGGACCUUUUCCAGCUUUCCAGACUUCCAUGGAUGCUAACGUACCAUUUAAUAAGAUGUCAAGAAAUAGUUUGGAGGCGUCGCCUGGCAAAAUGGCAGAGCCCUUUAAUUUCGAGAAAAAUGAAAGCAAGCUCCCACUACCGGAUUCCUUAAGAAGCCCGGGGGGACACCCUCACCACCCCAAUUUCAGGUUGAAAAGCCCGGAGAGUGGAAAUAAAAAGAACAGCUUUCUGCUUGGUGAGCAAGCCAAACAGUACUUGGCUCGUCAGGAAGACCUCGCCGGAUCUUCAAGCCCCAAAGGCAUCAAUGGAGAAAUGGGGCCAGCCAAAGGAGACUGGGAGACCGGAAACUCCGUAUCGCCCUUGAAUGCUGGCAACACUUCGCCACCCCAGAACAUCAGUGCCAGGCCUAGCAAUGCUGUGCCUCCCACAAAGUCCAAAAGAGCCAGCAAGUUGAUUGAAAAGUCCUUGUCCUUGAACAACCCGGCGCUCUUCAACUCCUUAGGACCUCCUCUUCGGCCCACCACCUGCCAUCGCUGUGGCCUGUUUGGGUCACUGAGGUGCUCACAGUGCAAGCAAACAUACUACUGCUCCAUCGCCUGUCAGCGGAGAGACUGGUCGGCACACAGCAUCGUGUGCAAACCCGUGCAGCAAAAUGUCCACAAACCUGAAGACAAUAAUGUACCUUUUGAAGCAAAGAACAUGGAAAUGAAAACUGAGGAUGACAAUCCAUUGGGACUUACUAAAGAGAUAGCUCCUUGUGCUGAGAAAAUCAUGUUUUCGGAUUUGAGAAGUCUACAGCUCAGGAAAUCUAUGGAAAUCAAGGGCACAAUCACUGAAUUCAAAAACCCAAGUGACUUCUAUGUGCAGAUGUAUUCUUCCGAAAUCUUAGAAUACAUGAACAAACUUUCUGUGAGCUUGAAAGAGAUGUACGCCAGUCUGCUGGAGGAAGAUUACAUUCCUGUCAAGGGCGAAGUCUGUGUCGCCAAGUACACCGUCGACCAGACCUGGAACAGAGUAAUAAUCCAAGAUGUUGACAUGCUGCAGAAGAAGGCCCGAGUCCUCUACAUUGAUUAUGGGAAUGAGGAAGUCAUCCCAGUGAACAGAAUCCACCCACUCAGCCGACACAUCGACUUGUUUCCUCCUUGCGCUAUAAAGUGCUUUGUGGCCAGCGUUGUCCCAGCAGAUGGGACCUGGAGCAUCGAUUGCAUCAGGACCAUCCGAGGGCUGUUGAUGGAGCAGUACUGCUCUGUAAAGAUUGUGGACAUCCUGCAAGAGGACACGCUGGCCUUUGCCGUUGACUUGAAGCUGCUGAGCUCUGGAAAACCCUUAGACCGUGCACUUGUCGAGAUGGGAUAUGGCCUGCAACCCAUGCCGCAGGGUGCUGAUCAGAAUGAUUGUGAAGACGCCGGCAACGGGUCAGCUGAAGACCAAAUGGUGGUCGACCGGCACGACUUGAUCCCCAAAGUGUUGACUUUGAACGUUGGGGAAGAGUUUUGUGGUGUGGUGGCCCACAUUCAAACUCCGGAGGACUUCUUCUGUCAACAGCUGCAAAGUGGCCAUAAGCUUGCUGAACUUCAGGCAUCCCUUAGUGAGUACUGUGGCCGACUGUCUCCACGCGGUGAUUUUUUCCCAACCAUCGGUGACAUCUGUUGUGCUCAGUUCUCAGAGGAUGAUCAGUGGUACCGGGCCUCUGUUUUGGCUUAUGCUUCUGAAGACUCGGUGCUGGUUGGCUAUGUGGACUAUGGAAACUUUGAGAUCCUUAGUUUGACAAGACUGUGCCCCAUCACUCCAAAGUUGUUGGAACUACCAAUGCAAGCUAUAAAGUGUGUGCUGGCAGGAGUGAAGCCAUCCUUGGGAAUCUGGACUCCAGAAGCUACAUGCCUGAUGAAAAAAGUUGUGCAGAACAAAAUGAUCUCAGUGACGGUGGUGGACAAGCUGGAAAGCAGCUCUCUGGUGGAGCUGGUGGAUCGUUCUGUGACGCCCCAUGUCAGCGUUGCCAGGGUUCUGGUCGAGGCGGGCUUUGCCGUGGGAGGAAAGGACAUAGUGACCAGUCACACCAGCGACUUGAAGGAUGCCUGUGUGCCUUUGCGUGUAGAAGCAAAAGCGAGCCUGGCGGAGGAGUGGACGUGGGUUGAACUUGCUCUUGACCAAACAGUGGAAGUGGCGGUGUGUGUGAUCUAUAGUCCUGCCGAGUUUUACUGCCACGUGCUGCAGGACGACGCUUUAAAUAAACUCGAGGAGCUGAACAAGUCCCUCGCGGAAUACUGCCAGCAGAAGUUGCCUAAUGGCUUUAAGCCAGAAAUAGGACAGCCUUGCUGCGCCUUCUUUACAGGUGACGGCAACUGGUACCGCGCUCUGGUCAAGGACGUCCUGCCGAGCGGGCACGCCAAGGUGCACUUUGUGGAUUACGGCAACAUGGAAGAGGUGACUGCUCAUGAGCUCCAGAAGAUCCCUCCCCGGUUUCUGAAGCUCCCGUUUCAAGGGCUGCAGUGUUGGUUAGUAGAUACGCCCAAGAGUCAGCCCUGGACGGAAGACGCCACGGCCAGGUUCCAGGCGAGCGUCAUGGGGACAAAGCUGCACGCCAGAGUGGUGGAGAUCACGGACGAUGGAGUGGGCCUGGAGCUCACCGACCUGUCCACUUCUUACCCCAAAAUCAUCAGUGACGUUCUGGUGGGAGAUGAGGAGGUGUCCAUCUCUGCUUCCCCGGCUCGGGACAGGCCCAGGAGCAGGCCUGCCAGUCGGGGCGGCCCCCAGGGGGACGUCCACUCGCCUCAGGCCCCCCCUUCAGCCAAGCAGUGGAGGACGGUGGAGCUGCCAGUGAACAAGACCGUGCAAGCCCACGUCUUAGAGAUCAUAAGCCCGAACUUGUUUUAUGCCAUUCCAAAUGAGGUGCCAGAAGACCAGGAAAAGCUCUGUGCUUUGGCAGCGGAAUUGCUGGAAUACGGUAAUGCUCAGAGAAGCCCGCCGGACUACCUCCCACGAAUUGGAGAUGCCUGCUGCUCCCAGUACACAGGUGAUGAUCUCUGGUACCGUGCCAUUGUUCUGGGGACAUCAGAUGCUCGUGUGAAAGUGCUCUACGCGGACUAUGGAAACGUGGAAACUCUGCCCCUUUCAAGAGUGAAGCCUGCCUCUGCCAGCCACCUGACACUUCCUUUCCAAGUUAUUAAGUGCUCGUUGGAAGGACUGAUGGAAUUAAACGGAAGCUGCUCUCAGUUAAUAAUAGAGCUGCUGAAGACCUUCAUGUUGAAUCAGAACGUCAUGAUAUCUGUCAGAGGGGUCACUCAGAAUGUCCACACGGUGUCCGUCGAGAAGUGCUCCGAGAACGGGCCUGCCAACCUAGCCGACAAGCUGGUGUGCGGUCUGACGACGAACACCCCCAAGAAGCAAAAUGCUUUCCACACAGAGAAGACAACGGGCAGGGCAGAUUGCUGCUGUGAGCUGCUGCAGAAACAGGUUGAGAAACAUGAACAGAUUCUUCGCUUUCUCUUGAACAACCCCACCAGUCAAAAUAAAUUCAUCGAAAUGAAAAAACUGUUAAGUUAGUAAAGGCAGUCUCUCGAAGAUGCACACUGUGAGAAAGGAAGUGGCAAGGCCUGGGAGUGGAAGAGCUGCACCUCUUGUUUCUGUUGGUUGGGCCUUUGUCUGCUCAUGAACUCCCUCCCUGCCACCCACCCCCUCCUUGCCUCUAACACUUGUUUCGUUGGGGCUUGUUGUUUCCGCAAGUUCCUCUUCCAGAGCACAUAGGUCUCCCAUACAAGACUGUCGCACGUCUGUGGACGGGAUGACGCGGGCCUUUCCGUGUGUGUCUCCACCUGGCCUUUUCUGACUCGGGCAAGCCCGGCUCCAGGUGGACGACCACCGGACAGAUCCAGUUGCUGUUGAGUUAACUCUGACUCAUGACAACCCUGUGCGUACGCACGGCUGUUUUCUAGACCUUCCCUGUGUGUUCAAAAUGCGUCCUGACAGGUGUGCUUUUGCAUGCUGUCUGUCCUCCCCUGCCUCGCCACGCCACGUCACGGGGUUCCGUGGUGUGUGGCUUCCCGCAGGGUCAGGUCAGCCCCUCGGUCCCUGCCCGUUCCAGAGUGGCCAGUCCCUUUCUCUCCACCCCGGUGGGGGAUGGGUUUGGGUCUGGCCUUGAGGCCCUGGGCAUGCUCUCCACUACGGCCCUGGACCGCUCUGGCCACGGAAGAACUGGCCCCUUCCUCUUCCCAAACUGCAGCCACGUCACAGGAAGAACAUCAUUUGUGAUGCAGAUUUUUUUUAAAUUAGAGAAUUUACUGUUGUCUGAAGCAUAAAUACAGUUAUCAAUUUAUGUUACAAACCUCAAUUAGAGUACAUGUUGUUUCCCUGGAUGCACAUAAAAGCAAUCUGAAAUCCUCUAAAGCUCACAUGUGCAGAAUUCUGGGCAAUGGACUUUUCCUGCCAGCCUGAGUUUCCCUCUGAAGUAAGAGAAUGCUCGUGACGAGCGUGUGACCGUUGAAGAAGGUGGUGUCACCGGCUCUCAGCAGUUAGGCGGAGGGAUUGCUUGCUUUUCCCAGCACGCUGUGCUGCCUAAUGUGCAAGGUUAGACAGAAUGCUUCUACUUCUGUAAAAAGUUGUCAGACAGCGAUGCGCUUGAGUAAAGGUUGAUGCUGCUCUGUCCAAUAAAGUCCUUUUUCUUUUGCA